This is a messenger RNA of Knipowitschia caucasica, 393 nucleotides long. The record is from the annotation of a GenBank genome assembly. Lineage: Eukaryota; Metazoa; Chordata; Actinopteri; Gobiiformes; Gobiidae.
AUGAUCGAGAAGGGGACCAGGAGGAGAGCAGGGUACCAGGAGAGAGAAGGGUACCAGGAGAGAGAAGGGGACCAGAAGCAGAGCAGGGUACCAGUGGAGAGCAGAGGACCAGGAAAGAGAAGAGGACCAAGGAAGAGGAGACCAGGGGAGAGAAGGGGACCAGGGGAAAACAGGAUACCAGUGGAGAGCAGGGGACCAGGAGAGAGCAGGGGACCAGAAAGGGGAGCCAUUAAGAGCCCACCCCUGCCCCAUCCGUCUCUGUCCACCGGGGGUUCAGUCUUAAUGGGUCGCUCCCUCGGGAACGCCGCUACACUGUGCUAUGCUCCCGAAUCGUUCCCGGCAAACCUCACAUUACCGCCAUGGAAAGAGCGCAGAGCUAGAGCGGGCAGGUGA